Coffea arabica (coffee) is the source of this 4386-nucleotide messenger RNA. NCBI's taxonomy places the organism in Eukaryota, Viridiplantae, Streptophyta, Magnoliopsida, Gentianales, Rubiaceae. The record is from RefSeq and is a predicted model, not a curated record.
AUGGCGGAAGGCACGAGAUACCGAUCCUUGGAGGAUCAGCUGAAGAAACAGGAGAGUAAGCUCCAGGAAUUGGCCGAAUCCAUGGCUGCUCUGCAUACGUCGGCGCAGAAUGAGCUACAGCAGAGACUCCAUGAGGAAAUGGAGAAGAGCAACUCGAGACUGGAGUCGGUGGUGGGGAAUCUGGACCAGAAAUUCUGCAAGUUGGAGCAAAAGUUCAACGCGUUAAUGAAAGUGAUGAUGAAGGACAAGGGAGUCCAGGAGAACGAAGGAGGACCUUCCGAACCUCUUCUACCUACACCACCCUCGCAUUUCCGACUGGCGACUCAGGCUGAAAUGGCCGGCCAUCAGCAGGAGUCCAGAGGUAGGAUGUUCACUCCCAAUUUACCUAGAUUAGAUUUGCCGAUGUUUACAGCAGGAAAUCCAAGGGAAUGGCUUAGGAAAUGUCAUAAAUAUUUUUUGAACUACCACAUACCUGCUUGCCAGAAAGUAGAUUUAGUGGAGAUGUUCUUAGAAGGUAAAGCCGAUAAUUGGUUCCAAGGGGUGAAAUUAGCUAAACCUGGGCUAAAUUGGGAAGAGUUUAGCGAGUUGCUAUGUGAGCGUUUCUCUGGCAAGGGAUCGCUUGACAUCGUAGAAGAAUUUAACAAGCUGCAACAAGUGGGGACAGUGGAGGAGUAUGAGGAAAAAUUUGAGGAAUUAAAAACUCUGAUGUUAACCAAGAACCCCAGAUUAGAUGAGUCCUAUUUUGUUUCCAGCUUUAUCAGUGGGUUAAAAGAGGAGAUCAAGCCCAUGGUAAAGAUGUUUAGACCACAGACAUUGACCAAAGCAUUUGAAGUAGCAGAGUUGCAGGAGUAUGCACUGGAGGUGCAAUGUAAGCAGACCAAAAAUUCUGGCAAGAUUGCCAUGGAGCCUAAGUUUGGGAUGUACAAGGGGCAACCUGGUGGACAGAAUCUACCUAAUUCUUACAGGCUUCCUGCGAUAACUCCUAACACUAGAAGGACUGAAGUUGCACACAAGGAGGUAGGAAGACUUUCAGCAGAAGAGCUACAGUACAGGCGCAAAAACAACCUGUGCUACAGGUGUGGAGAGAAGUUUGGGUUGGGACAUCAGUGCAGGACAAGAGGUCUGAAUUGCGUUAGUGUGGAAGAGGAAGAGGAGACUGAUUUUGAGGAUGCAGUGGGGGAACAGGAUGAGUUUACUGGCAGAGUUGGGGAGACGGCUGAAGUAUCACUGAAUGCCUUGUCUGGUGCCAUUCAGAGGAAGUCCAUCAUGCUAAUUGGCAGUAUAGGUGGCUUACCAAUCAAAAUACUAGUGGACACCGGGAGUUCUGACAGUUUCAUCAACCAUAGAAUUGUUACCUUACUGCAUUUACCUUAUCAAUCUGUGAAUCCUUUUAUUGUGACUUUAGCCAAUGGGGCAGACAUCACCAGUGGGACAGCCUGUCCUAAGGUAGCUUGGAGGAUACAAGACUACCAAUUUCAGUUUGACAUGAAGAUAAUGGAACUAGGAGGUUGGGAUAUCAUCCUGGGGGUUGACUGGAUGUGUCAGUUCAGUCCAAUCACCUUUGACUUCCACACUCUCAGUAUCGCACUCAGUGAUCGAGGGCAAUUACUUCACCUCCAAGGGUUCAUAAAUCAACCUACGAUGGAGCUGGUGAGGGGAAGGGACCUCAGAUCCUUCAUCCAAGAAAGAAAGAAAAGCUGUGCACACCUGCAGGCGAACUCCACCAAAGACCUUCAGAAGGACAUCCCAGAGUUGGUGGAACAGGUUUUACAGCAGUUUCCACAGAUAUUUGCUACUCCAACGGGACUACCUCCAGAAAGGGAGCUGGAUCACCAAAUCCCUCUCAAACCAGGGGCAGAACCAUUUAAACUCAAGCCUUACAGGUAUCCCCACUCCCAUAAAGCAGAGAUUGAGAAGCAGGUUGCAGAAAUGCUUACGAAUGGAAUUGUUAAACACAAUGGCACUUGGAGACUAUGUAUAGACUACAGGAAGCUCAAUGAGGUGACUGUCAAGGAUAGAUUUCCCAUCCCCAAUAUUGAUGAAUUGCUAGAUGAGUUACAUGGCACCAGAUAUAUGUCUAAGUUGGACCUCAGGGCUGGGUACCAUCAGUUGAGGGUUAAGGUAGCAGACACUCCCAAGACUGCUUUCCAAACACACCAUGGGCACUUUGAAUUUCUAGUAAUGCCUUUUGGCCUAACAAACGCACCAGCCACAUUUCAGGCUUUGAUGAAUAGGAUUUUCCAGCCAUUCCUGAGAAAAUUUGUAUUGGUAUUUUUUGAUGACAUCUUGGUCUACAGUCCCACUCUAGAGUCACAUGCACAACACCUAAAAAUUGUAUUCCAAAUCUUAGCGGAUAACCAGUUAUACUGUAAAAAGUCAAAAUGCUCUUUUGCUCAGACAUCCAUGGAGUAUUUGGGGCAUGUGAUUUCUGAGGUUGGGGUCAACAUGGACCCAGAUAAGGUGGGAUGUAUCCUGUCUUGGCCCACUCCUAACUCAGUUAAGGAAUUAAGGGGAUUCUUGGGGCUGACUGGAUAUUACAGAAGAUUUAUAAAGGGGUAUGGUGUGAUUUGCAAGCCUUUAACUCAGCUACUGAAGAAGGAGAGUUUUGGGUGGAACCAUCAUGCUCAGAUGGCUUUUGAAGACCUCAAAAGAGCCAUGACCACAGCUCCAGUACUCAGUAUGCCAGAUUUUGAAAUUCCUUUUGUCAUAGAGACUGAUGCUUGUGGAGUAGGGAUUGGAGCAGUGUUAAUGCAACAUGGACACCCUAUAGCUUUCCUCAGCAAAGCUCUAUCCAGCCAGAACUUGGGGUUAUCUGUUUAUGAGAAGGAGCUAUUUGCUCUGUACAAAAAAGGAGCUGACAAUGGGGUGGCAGAUGCGCUAUCCAGGAGGAAGUUCGAAGGCCUUCAGGGGGACAUAGCAGUAAAUUGUACCAUGUGUGCAAUUUCCUCAGUCCAACCAACAUGGAUGCAGGAGUUGGUUGCAAGCUAUGAGAGGGAUAAUGAAGCUCAGCAGAAGAUAGCUCAGCUCCUGUUAGACCCCAAUGCAGUAUCAGACUAUCACUUGGAUAAGGGAAUGCUCAAGUUUAAAGAUAGACUAUAUGUGGGAUCUGCUAAUGGUAUUCGUGGCAAGGUGAUCAAGGCUCUACAUGACUCAGCAGUAGGGGGGCAUUCGGGCCAAAGGGGAUGUCUACACAGGAUACAAACUUUAUUUUAUUGGCCGGGACUCAAGCAGGAUGUUGUCACUUUUGUCAGGUCUUGUGAUGUAUGCCAAAGGAACAAGCAUGAGAAUGUUCCCUAUCCUGGACUUUUGCAACCUAUCCCAGUUCCACAACAGGCAUGGUCCCACAUAUCCAUGGAUUUCAUUGAGCAGCUGCCCCUAUCUCAUGGUUGUGACACUAUCUUGGUAGUGGUGGAUCGACUGACAAAAUUCAGUCACUUCAUUCGUCUCACACAUCCUUUCACUGCGCAACAGAUAGCCCAGGUCUUCCUUGACCAGAUUUAUAGGCUUCAUGGAUUACCAGAAUCUGUGAUUUCAGAUAGGGAUAGAAUUUUUGUUAGCAGGUUUUGGCAAGAGUUGUUCCAUCUGUUGGGAGUUGGCCUGCAUUAUAGCUCAUCCUACCAUCCCCAGUCUGAUGGUCAGAGUGAGCGCGUGAACCAAUGCUUGGAAACAUAUCUUAGGUGUAUGUGCAGUGAACACCCCUCUCAAUGGAGUAGAUGGCUACCCACAGCUGAGCUUUGGUACAACACCAACUUCCACACCAGCUUACAAAUUACUCCAUUUGAGGCAUUGUAUGGAUACAAGCCCAACCACAUUCCAUUGGGGCCUUUCCACGACAGUGUUAUCCCAGCUGCAACUGACCUGGUGCAGGAUAGGCUCCAGGUCAUUUCGCUCAUCAAGGAGAAUUUGGCAAAGGCACAGAACCGCAUGAAACUCUUUGCUGACAGACAUAGGUCGGAACGUACACUCCAAGUGGGGGAUUGGGUGUUUCUUAAACUACAACCUUAUAGACAACAAACGGUGGCUCUUCGAAGGAGUUUGAAGCUCACAGCAAAAUACUAUGGACCUUUCCAGAUCAUUGCCAAUGUAGGGGCAGUGGCCUAUAGGUUGCGGUUACCUGAUGGAACUAAGGUUCAUCCAGUGUUUCAUGUUUCGCUGUUAAAGAGAAGGAUUGGAGAUGCUCAGGGCACUGACCCUAUGUUGCCUGCUUGGGACUCCUCUGACCAAUGCUUACUUCAACCUGAGGCAGUCUUGAGAAGAAGAGCUAUCAGGCGUAACUCUAUAGUGGUCAUCCAGUACUUAGUAAAGUGGGAUCAGCUACCAGAAUCCGAGGCCUCUUGGGAAGACAAGGACUUCAUCGACAAACAGUUUCCAGCAUUCCAAGCUUGA